AUGGGCGCACCGACGUUCCGUGCGCCCGCGGCGGCCCUGGGGCUGCUGCUGUGCGCCGCGCUGGGCCGCGGGGCGCUCGGGCCGCCCUCCGGGGCUGCCGGCCGGCGCCCGUGCCCCGCUCCCUGCCGCUGCCUCGGGGACCUGCUGGACUGCAGUCGCCAGCGGCUGGUGCGCCUCCCCGAUCCGCUCCCGUCCUGGGUCGCUAGGCUGGACUUAAGUCACAACAGAUUAUCUUUCAUCAAGGCAAGUUCCAUGAGCCAUCUCCCGAGCCUUCGAGAAGUGAAACUGAAUAACAAUGAAUUGGAGUCCAUUCCGAAUCUGGGACCAGUCUCAGCAAAUAUUACGCUUCUCUCCUUGGCUGGAAACAGGAUUGUUGAAAUACUACCCGACCAUCUGAAAGAGUUUCAAUCCCUUGAAACUUUGGACUUGAGCAACAAUAAUAUUUCAGAGCUUAAAACUGCAUUUCCUCCGCUACAACUCAAAUACCUGUAUAUCAACAGUAACCGAGUCACAUCAGUGGAACCUGGGUGUUUUGACAGUUUGGCAAACACGCUGCUGGUCUUGAAGCUAAACAAGAACCGACUUUCGGCCAUCCCACCCAAGAUGUUUAAAUUGCCCCAGCUGCAACAUCUCGAACUGAACCGGAACAAGAUUAAAAACGUAGAUGGACUCACGUUCCAAGGACUUGGUGCUCUGAAGUCUCUGAAGAUGCAAAGAAACGGAGUAACAAGACUUAUGGACGGAGCUUUUUGGGGGCUGAGCAACAUGGAAAUUUUGCAGCUGGACCACAACAACCUGACAGAGAUCACCAAAGGCUGGCUGUACGGUUUGCUGAUGCUGCAGGAACUUCAUCUCAGCCAGAACGCCAUCCGCAGGAUCAGCCCCGAUGCCUGGGAGUUCUGCCAGCACCUCAGUGAGCUGGACCUAACUUUCAAUCAGUUAUCGAGGUUAGACGAUUCGAGCUUCCUUGGCCUGAGCUUGCUAAACACUCUGCACAUCGGGAACAACAGAGUCAGCUACAUUGCCGACUGCGCCUUCCGGGGACUUUCCAGUUUAAAAACUUUGGAUCUGAAGAACAAUGAAAUUUCCUGGACGAUUGAAGACAUGAAUGGUGCCUUCUCUGGGCUUGAUAAACUGAGGCGGCUAAUACUCCAGGGAAACCGGAUAAGAUCUAUUACCAAAAAAGCCUUCACUGGUUUGGAUGCAUUAGAACAUCUAGACCUGAGUGACAAUGCAAUCAUGUCUUUACAAGGCAAUGCCUUUUCACAAAUGAAGAAACUCCAACAAUUGCAUUUAAAUACAUCGAGCCUGUUGUGUGAUUGCCAACUCAAAUGGCUCCCGCAGUGGGUGGCAGAGAAUAACUUUCAGGCUUUCGUCCAUGCCAGUUGUGCCCAUCCUCAGCUGCUGAAGGGAAGAAGCAUCUUCGCUGUCAGCCCCGAUGGCUUUGUGUGUGAUGAUUUUCCCAAACCCCAGAUCACGGUUCAACCAGAAACGCAGUCAGCGAUAAAAGGCUCCAAUCUGAGUUUCAUCUGCUCCGCUGCCAGCAGCAGCGACUCCCCAAUGACUUUUGCUUGGAAAAAAGAUAAUGAACUACUCCCUGAUGCUGAAAUGGAAAAUUACGCGCACCUGCGGGCCCAGGGCGGCGAGGUGAUGGAGUACACCACCAUCCUGCGGCUGCGCCACGUGGGAUUCGCCAGCGAAGGGAAAUACCAGUGUGUCAUCUCCAAUCACUUCGGCUCAUCCUACUCUGUCAAAGCCAAGCUCACAGUGAACAUGCUUCCCUCCUUCACCAAGACCCCCAUGGACCUCACCAUCCGCGCCGGGGCCAUGGCGCGCCUGGAGUGUGCUGCCGUGGGACACCCAGCCCCGCAGAUAGCCUGGCAGAAGGACGGAGGCACAGACUUCCCUGCUGCAAGGGAGAGACGCAUGCAUGUGAUGCCUGAGGAUGACGUGUUCUUCAUCGUGGAUGUGAAGAUAGAGGACAUCGGGGUGUACAGCUGCACAGCUCAAAACAGUGCAGGCAGCAUUUCUGCAAAUGCAACUCUGACUGUCCUGGAAACGCCAUCAUUUUUGCGACCUCUGUUGGACCGAACUGUAACCAAGGGAGAGACGGCCGUCCUGCAGUGCAUUGCGGGAGGGAGCCCGCCCCCCAGACUGAACUGGACCAAGGACGACAGCCCCCUGCUGGUGACAGAGAGGCACUUCUUCGCAGCAGGCAACCAGCUGCUGAUCAUUGUGGACUCAGACGUCAGCGACGCGGGGCAGUACACCUGCGAGAUGUCCAACACACUGGGCACCGAGCGGGGCAGCGUGCGCCUCAGUGUCAUCCCCACCCCCACCUGCGACUCCCCGCAGGUGGCUGCCCCAGCUCUGGAUGACGAUGGCUGGGCCACGGUGGGCGUGGUGAUCAUAGCCGUGGUCUGCUGCGUGGUGGGCACGUCACUUGUGUGGGUGGUCAUCAUAUACCACACGAGGCGGAGGGGUGAGGACUGCAGUGUCACCAACACAGAUGAGACCAACUUGCCUGCAGAUAUCCCGAGUUACUUGUCCUCUCAGGGGACGUUAGCUGACAGACAGGACGGGUACGUCUCCUCAGAGAGUGGAAGCCACCACCAGUUCAUCACAUCCUCAGGUGGCGGGUUUUUCUUGCCACAACAUGACAAUAGUGGGACCUGCCACAUUGACACCAGCAGUGAAGCCGACGUGGAAGCCGCCACGGACCCGUUCCUGUGUCCCUUCCUGGGGGCCGCGGGCCCUGUGUACCUGAAAGGGAGUAUGUAUGGAGGGGACCCUUUUGAAGCCUAUCAUACAGGUUGCAGUCCUGAUCCGAGAACAGCACUGCUGGACCACUAUGAGCCCAGCUGCGUGAAGAAGAAGGAGGGCCCCCCGUGCUCUCACGCCGCAGAGGAGGCCUGUGAGCGCAGCUUCAGUAACACAGCGUGGCCGCCGCGGGUCAGGAAGCUGCUUAACACUAGCCACUCCCAGGGCGAAGGCCUGGGAGUAAAGAGUGUGUGUCUGAACAAGUCCUCUCCAGAUUUCAGUUCUAGUCCAGAGCCAGCGUCCUUUACUGCGAGUCAUUCCUUCUUGGGUACGUUUGGAAAACCCCUCAGGAGACCUCCCCUCACUGUCUGUUCAAGCUUCGGACAGCCUCCAGAUGGUCAGCCAACAGCCCUUCACUUCCAAGCUCGUUCUUCUCCAGACCUGGACUCUGAGUCAGAGGAUGGUGGAAAAGAAAGGACAGAUUUUCAGGAAGAAAAUCACAUUUGUGCCUAUAAACACACAUUAGAAAACUACAGGACUCCAACUUUUCAGUCUUUUGAUUUGGACACAUAGACUAAAGGGGGAACCAAGGAGAAGUUUUAACACACUACCUCAAGGGAACUUUUAUUUAAAAGACAGAGAAUCUUAUGUUUUUAAAUGGAGUUAUGAAUUUUAAAAGGAUAAAUUGCCUUAUUUAUACAGAUGAAACAAAAUUACAAAAAGUUAUAAAAAUUUUAUACCGGGAGUAACUUUCAUAUAAGAAUACCUUUUAAACUACUUUAUUACUUUGUUUUAUGCCAAAAAAAAUCUUAUGUAAAUUAAUGGUUAUAAAGCCGUGACUAUUUUAUGUAUUUUUAUAAUGUCAGAUUUCUUUUUAUUGAAAAUGAGUACUAAAGCCUUUUAAAUAAUACCUGUCUUAGAUCUUUUUUCGAAUAGAGGUUACUUCAUUUUAUUUUACACAUUCUAUUUAAUAAAAUGUGUCAUUUUGAUGCCAA
Otolemur garnettii (small-eared galago) is the source of this 3755-nucleotide messenger RNA. RefSeq names its product leucine rich repeats and immunoglobulin like domains 3 (gene LRIG3). The record is from RefSeq and is a predicted model, not a curated record. Bases 1 to 3333 code for a protein of 1110 amino acids. The transcript has 19 exons. Gene Ontology annotation, molecular function: protein binding. NCBI's taxonomy places the organism in Eukaryota, Metazoa, Chordata, Mammalia, Primates, Galagidae.